Lutra lutra (Eurasian river otter) is the source of this 2453-nucleotide messenger RNA. It is a transcript of the gene ZMAT4, whose product is annotated as zinc finger matrin-type 4. Gene Ontology annotation, molecular function: nucleic acid binding; zinc ion binding. The record is from RefSeq and is a predicted model, not a curated record. Bases 125 to 814 code for a protein of 229 amino acids. NCBI's taxonomy places the organism in Eukaryota, Metazoa, Chordata, Mammalia, Carnivora, Mustelidae. The transcript has 7 exons.
AGGUCUGGUCGCAGAGGCAGGGACGUGUAGUCGUCAGCGUGCUCCAUCCCGACAGCAUCCUUCUACGGCUCGGCAGGGCAGCGAGCCUCUGGACACCCGGCCCUCCGCUCCGCGGAAAAGCCUGAUGAAGUCCUCCGAUAUCGAUCAGGAUUUAUUUACAGACAGUUACUGCAAGGUGUGCAGUGCACAGCUGAUAUCUGAAUCCCAGCGCGUGGCUCAUUACGAGAGUCGAAAACAUGCAAGCAAAGUCCGACUGUAUUACAUGCUUCACCCCAGGGAUGGUGGGUGUCCAGCCAAGAGGCUCCGGUCAGAAAAUGGAAAUGACGCCGAUAUGGUUGAUAAGAAUAAGUGCUGUACGCUCUGUAACAUGUCCUUUACCUCGGCAGUGGUGGCUGACUCACAUUAUCAAGGCAAAAUCCAUGCCAAAAGGUUAAAACUCUUGCUAGGAGAGAAAACCCCACUAAAGACCACAGCAACACCCCUGAAUUCACUUAAACCUCCACGGGUGGACACUGCUCCAGUGGUCGCAUCUCCCUAUCAAAGAAGAGAUUCGGACAGAUACUGUGGGCUCUGUGCAGCCUGGUUUAACAAUCCUCUCAUGGCCCAGCAACAUUACGAUGGCAAGAAACACAAAAAGAAUGCAGCAAGAGUUGCUUUAUUAGAACAACUUGGGACAACUCUGGAUAUGGGGGAACUAAGAGGUCUGAGGCGCAAUUACAGAUGUACCAUCUGCAGUGUCUCUCUAAACUCCAUAGAACAGUAUCAUGCCCAUCUGAAAGGAUCGAAACACCAGACCAACCUGAAGAAUAAGUAGUGAAAACAUCAAUCAAGAGAUGAGAAAAAAAAAAAAAUGUCAGGAUUUCUCUGCCGUGGAGAAUUGCUUAUCAACCACCAGAGGAAGAUGCUUUCUUGAACAAUGAACAUUUCUUAUGAGGAUUCACAGAUUAACAUAUGACUAAUCUUAGUUUUGGAGAGUGAAUGAGCGUUCUUGCUUUCUUUCUUUCUUUUAAUUUUGUGGUAAGUUAUGAUAUUUGGAUGGAUUUUUAAAUUCUUCCCUGAUGAUCUAUUUAGCACAUGUUCUAAAUUAUUAUCCUACAGCAAACAGUGGGAACAUCAUUCAGACUUAAAGACAGUGGGAAGAUCUCAAUUUCCAAUUUAUUCUAGAUUUCUUCAACAUACAAUUAUUCCAUUAAGUCCUUGAUGAUUGAGAUGUAAAGCACCUUUAUCAAGAAAUACACAUUAUUUUUCCAUCACGCUGAACAUGAUUGGUGGCAACACGCACGGAACCAGAACGAGUCACUACUAGUAGAAGAUAUAUAAUGGACACAAUUACUACUCCUUCAUUUCACCUUCAAAACUGUGAGCGAGGUUUGCCAUCUGAAUGACAAGAAUAAAGAGAGCGAAUAAAGGAAGAAGCCCAUCUUUUUUUUCUGAUCACUCAAAGAACAGUUUCUCAAGGUUAAGCCAAGUCCUCUUUGCAAGCUGCCAAAAUAAUAGCUUAGGAAAAGAAUUAGUUUGCCUGCAUGAUGAUCCUCUUAGGCAAAAAAUGUCUUCACAGCCGUUGACCUUGAUGAAACGUUUUCCCAAAGGCAUCCAAGAGAAGAAUCACAAACCCCCGAAUGAGAGGGAAAUAAAUGACUAUUUCUUAUGAAGUUGGCCUGAACUGUGGGCUUUGGUGUGGGGUGCUGAUGACUGGGGAAGAACUGCGUAAGUUCUGAAGAAUGAAUGACAGCCUUGGUUAUGGUGAGUCCCCCUCUUCCUCUGUUCCUCACUGAAGUUCUCUUGCUGAGCCAAGGUUCAGUCACUUUGGAAAGAACACCACUAGCCAGUAUGACAGCCUGGAAAACUGUUAUUCUCUGAUGGGGAAUGCCUCUGAGUGUAAAUUCUGAAGCUUUCUCUGGGUGUAACUCUUCUCCGUCGUGACUCGAUCUGGUGUCUGCAAAGCCAAACAUUUAACUCCUCUUUACAAUGUUUCUCAGAGCUCUGACUGGCGUUGCCCUUUGUACAUGGUGACCACAGGCCACUGAUCUCCCGGUGUCAGGGUUUUCUGGACGUCCGUUAUUUUUCUGCAGAGAGCCGAGGUGGUCACAUCUCACUGAGCAAUAAAUGAAAUGACUCAGAAAUGCACCGUGUUGUUACGAAGGUGUUUGAAAUUUGGCACCACUCCCUUGAGAGGGCCCACUCAGGAGGGAUCAGGGUUGUUAGCCUCUGUGCCUACAGAGAGAAGCAGCUGCGCCAGCCAUGUGCUGUCCUGUGGGAAGGCAGGAGGGUCUGAUGGCAAGCAGUCCAUCUUGCUGUUUUGGAAAGCACACAACAGAGCUACAAACCUGCAAUGAUGACUUUUCUUCCAAUGUGUGAAAUAAUGCUUUAUCUGUCUAGUCCGCUGUAAAAUAAGCAUCAUCCAAGUAAAACAAACAAACAAACCAACCCCAAAAAACGACAACAAAAAACCC